AUGGAGUUCGGAGAGAAUCAUGAAGAGGCGCUACUCCAUUCAACAUGGCAAGCGAUCGUCGACGAUGAGUCUUCGACGCCUUACUUGUUUAAAUUCUCGUGCUUGAACGAUGACAAGUUUUGCUGCCUUUUGUUAACGGAUACGAAGAGAGUAUGGGUAGAAGCCAUGGCGUGGAGGCACAUCCUGCGUAGAGCCAAACGGCUACAUAUAAUCGAAGAGGAUGUCCAAGAAUGUCUCCCUGAACAUAUUCUUCACCCCCUCAUCACCCUUCAUUCCCUUUCCUCUGCCGACUCUCUUACUCCGACGUUCCCUCCUACCACGCAAGCCGACCUUCUUCUGCGGCUUUCGGGCGACGCCUUUACCUGGGAAUGGGAGCUGGAAGCGCUUCCACGUGCAAAAGGAGCAGAGCUGCUCUCGGGCCAGUUCAUCAUGCCUCUGCUCAACUGGAGCGGAUACGUAUUGGACAAUUAUAUGGAGGGGAUCACCUCAGAGCACCAGAUCCGUCAACUUGAACGGGACCUGGACGCGAGCGGCCGGACCGCCAAGCGGCACCUGCACAAGAUGGUGCGGAGCGUUGUCCGCCAGCCUCUAUUUACGACGUCUCUGCGUCGGCUGACAGAGAGCGGUUCUGGCUCGAGCACCAAAUCCGCCAUUUUCCGUUCACCGGAGGACGAACCCCGUCCUCGUUCAGGAGGGCCCUCACCCCCUGCUGCUCCUACACCUUCAGGCGCAUCACGUGCCCGUGAAGCGGGGCGUCGCUCCCACAGUCAAGCAGUUUCGGUGAAGGAAGAAACACCUGUUCUGAAGGCAGAGCCGUCUUCCCCCGCUGGGCCGAGUGGACCAUCCGGGCAGGGUUCUGAGACGUCAUCUCCCAAUGCUAUCAAGAAGGAGGAGGAAGAGGAAGAGGAAGAAGAGAAGAAAGUGGUUGUUGGGAGCGAGACGGAGACUGAGGAUGAGGAUGAGGAUCAUGUUGUGAAAGGGGAACAGGAAGAUGAGGAUGAGAACAAGGGGGACGUAAAAAUGGAGGAAGAAGAUGCGGAUGCGGAUGAGGAUGAGGAGGAAGCUUGGAAAAGAAGAAGCCGCGUGAAAAGGGAGGCCGAGGAGGAAGAAAAUGGUUUCGAUCUCCCACCUUCACAAUCUACUCGCAGUGGGACGCGCAGAAAGCGCGCGUCUCCGUCUCGUAAGCGCGGUCGACGACAAGUGGAAGGGGACAAGGACGUGGAGAUGGAGGUUCCUGUGCUGAAGGAAGAAUCCGAAGAAGAGAAGCCUGUGGUGAAGAAAGAGAUAUUUGUGCCGAAGUCGAGGGUGCAGGUGAAGCGGACUAAGUACUAA
This is a messenger RNA of Dacryopinax primogenitus, 1332 nucleotides long. RefSeq lists its product as uncharacterized. Gene Ontology annotation, cellular component: nucleus. Bases 1 to 1332 code for a protein of 443 amino acids. The record is from RefSeq and is a predicted model, not a curated record. NCBI's taxonomy places the organism in Eukaryota, Fungi, Basidiomycota, Dacrymycetes, Dacrymycetales, Dacrymycetaceae. Gene Ontology annotation, biological process: double-strand break repair. The transcript is spliced from 7 exons.